ACCACUUUACCCUCUGGAACUUCCUUUGUUUGGGUGUUGUGUAACUGCAAACCCAGUACCACUCUUUCUCUCUCUAAAAAAAGAACUCUCUCUCUCGCUAAAAACAACUUCGUUAGCUCUCAUCCAUCCAUGGAGGUCACGUCCUACUUCUCACAUAACUGAAAACUGACGGAUACUAAAUUUUUAUUUGUGUUUUUAUAGAAAGAUAAACGUUUAGACAGAGAAUAUCCAUUUUGAGUGUUGCUCACCUAAAUCUGUUUUGGCAGAGAUGGGAGAGAAAGCUGAGGUUUUGGAAGCUGUUCUCAAGGAAGCUGUUGAUUUGGAAAACAUACCCAUUGAAGAGGUUUUCGAGAAUCUGAGAUGUACCAAAGAGGGUCUCACCAGCGAUGCUGCCCAAGAGAGGUUGGGCAUUUUUGGGCACAACAAACUCGAAGAGAAAAAGGAAAGCAAAGUUUUGAAGUUUCUGGGGUUUAUGUGGAACCCAUUAUCAUGGGUCAUGGAAGCUGCAGCGAUCAUGGCCAUUGCCCUUGCAAAUGGAGGAGGGAAACCUCCCGAUUGGCAAGACUUCGUUGGAAUCAUAACCCUUCUUAUCAUUAACUCCACUAUCAGUUUCAUUGAGGAGAACAACGCUGGUAAUGCAGCAGCUGCUCUCAUGGCUCGCCUCGCUCCCAAAGCUAAGGUCCUUAGAGAUGGUCGAUGGAGUGAGGAAGAUGCAUCUGUUCUUGUUCCUGGGGACAUUAUCAGUGUCAAACUUGGGGACAUCAUCCCUGCUGAUGCCCGCCUUUUGGAAGGAGAUCCAUUGAAAAUUGACCAGUCUGCUCUCACUGGAGAGUCCCUUCCUGUAACGAAAGGGCCCGGAGAUGGUGUUUAUUCGGGUUCCACCUGCAAGCAAGGUGAGAUUGAAGCAGUUGUGAUUGCAACUGGAGUUCACACGUUUUUUGGCAAGGCCGCCCAUCUUGUUGAUUCUACAAAUCAAGUUGGUCACUUCCAAAAAGUUUUGACAGCAAUUGGGAACUUCUGUAUAUGUUCAAUUGCAGUGGGUAUGAUCAUAGAAAUAAUUGUUAUGUAUCCCGUUCAACAUCGUGAAUAUCGUCCAGGAAUCGACAAUCUUUUGGUCUUACUCAUUGGAGGCAUACCAAUUGCCAUGCCCACUGUUCUCUCUGUGACAAUGGCCAUUGGGUCUCACCGUCUGGCUCAGCAGGGGGCUAUCACUAAGAGGAUGACUGCAAUUGAGGAAAUGGCUGGAAUGGAUGUUCUGUGUAGUGACAAGACUGGGACAUUAACUCUGAACAAGCUCACUGUUGACAGGAAUCUAGUUGAGGUUUUUGCAAAGGGGGUGGAUAAAGAAACGGUAAUUCUAAUGGCUGCCAGAGCCUCCAGAACUGAAAACCAAGAUGCUAUUGACGCUGCUAUUGUUGGAACCCUUGCUGAUCCAAAGGAGGCACGGGCUGGAAUCCAAGAGGUUCAUUUCCUUCCAUUUAACCCGACGGACAAAAGAACAGCUUUAACCUAUAUUGAUGGCGAUGGUAAAAUGCACCGUGUGAGCAAAGGUGCACCUGAGCAGAUUCUUAAUCUGGCACACAACAAAUCUGAAAUUGAGCGUAGAGUUCAUGCGGUGAUUGACAAGUUUGCUGAACGUGGGCUUCGGUCUCUUGCAGUAGCAUACCAGGAGGUUCCUGAUGGCAGGAAAGAGAGUGCAGGAGGUCCAUGGCAAUUCAUUGGUCUCAUGCCUCUCUUUGACCCUCCUAGACAUGAUAGUGCUGAAACAAUCAGGAGGGCACUUAACCUUGGUGUCAGUGUUAAAAUGAUCACAGGGGAUCAAUUAGCAAUAGGCAAGGAGACUGGCCGCCGUUUGGGAAUGGGCACAAACAUGUAUCCCUCAUCUGCUCUGCUGGGUCAGAACAAGGAUGAGUCUAUUGCUGCUUUGCCUGUAGAUGAGCUUAUAGAGAAGGCUGAUGGUUUUGCUGGUGUUUUCCCUGAGCACAAAUAUGAGAUCGUUAAAAGGUUGCAGGCAAGGAAACACAUUUGUGGAAUGACGGGUGAUGGUGUAAAUGAUGCCCCUGCCCUUAAGAAAGCGGAUAUUGGUAUUGCUGUUGCAGAUGCAACUGAUGCAGCUCGGAGUGCUUCUGAUAUUGUUCUAACAGAACCUGGCUUGAGUGUUAUCAUUAGUGCUGUGCUCACUAGUCGGGCAAUUUUCCAGAGGAUGAAAAACUAUACUAUCUAUGCAGUCUCUAUAACCAUUCGUAUAGUGCUUGGCUUCAUGCUCCUUGCACUCAUAUGGCAGUUUGACUUCCCACCUUUCAUGGUUCUUAUUAUCGCAAUCUUAAAUGAUGGUACCAUAAUGACAAUUUCAAAGGACAGGGUUAAGCCAUCCCCCCUCCCUGACAGCUGGAAGCUGGCGGAAAUAUUUGCUACAGGCAUCAUUCUUGGGAGUUACUUGGCUAUGAUGACAGUGAUCUUCUUCUGGGCAGCUUACAAGACUGAUUUCUUCCCGCGUAUAUUCCAUGUCUCAAGCCUCCAAGAUACCGCACGGGAUGACUUCAAAAAGCUCGCCUCUGCAGUGUAUCUACAAGUGAGCACCAUUAGCCAGGCUCUCAUCUUCGUGACUAGGUCUCGAAGUUGGUCCUUUGUUGAACGGCCUGGACUCUUGCUUGUCACAGCAUUCAUCAUCGCCCAGCUGAUUGCUACCUUGAUUGCAGUAUAUGCAAACUGGGGGUUUGCUGCUAUUGAAGGCAUUGGUUGGGGUUGGGCUGGGGUGGUUUGGCUUUACAACAUCAUCACCUAUUUCCCACUUGACAUCAUCAAAUUCAUAACCCGCUAUGCUCUCAGUGGAAAGGCCUGGGAUCUUGUUAUGGAGCAAAGGAUUGCCUUCACAAGGCAAAAGGACUUCGGGAAAGAAGCAAGGGAACUCAAGUGGGCACAUGCUCAAAGGACUUUGCAUGGUCUCCACCCACCAGAAACCAAGAUGUUCAGUGAGAGAACGAGCUAUACAGACCUUAAUCAGAUGGCCGAAGAGGCAAAACGACGAGCCGAGAUUGCAAGGCUGAGAGAAUUCACAACUCUUAAAGGGCACGUGGAAUCUGUGGUGAGGUUGAAGGGCCUGGACAUCGACACCAUCCAGCAAGCUUACACAGUCUGAGCGAAAAAAAGGGGGAAACAAAAGCCCACUACUUAUUACAGUUUCACCAUGAAAACAGGACCCAUCACUUCCUUAAGAUAGAUGAUGGUUUUUCUCUACUGUUACGUGAUCCAUAUGGUAUAUAUACAUACCCAUAUCUUACUGUUUCUGUUAUUUUUAUGUAAGUAACCGUGGAUGCUCCAAUAUUAAAAGCUUAUCGUCUCCUUUCUGUGGUUAGUUCUCCCUUUCUCAGUGGACCCCAUGAAAGCAGGACAGAGGCAUAUGCUUGUCAUUUUUUUUUUUUUGCCUCUUGUGGUCUUCUCUCUAUCUUUAUUUUGAAGUUGAGGUCCUUGUUUUUAUCUGAUGCCUUAUUUUAUUGGUUGGA
Molecule: messenger RNA, 3503 nt
Organism: Amborella trichopoda
Lineage: Eukaryota; Viridiplantae; Streptophyta; Magnoliopsida; Amborellales; Amborellaceae
Product: plasma membrane ATPase 3
Biological process (GO): proton export across plasma membrane
Cellular component (GO): membrane
Molecular function (GO): ATP hydrolysis activity; P-type proton-exporting transporter activity; ATP binding
Source: RefSeq, a predicted model, not a curated record